AUGGCAGAAAACAGCCUAAAUCUAUCGCAAUUAAACCUGAAUAAAGUCAAGGCAAUUAUUGAUCAGGAGUUCGAUACGGAAAUAUUGUUGAAGCACAAGGACUUGAGUGCCAUAGAAAAUGAAAUAGGCAAAGCUGAGGCCCAAUUGACACUUUUGAAGAAAUACUACCAAGACAAAAGCAACGAAGACAGUAAGAAACCCCAGAGAGGAAGAAAAAAAAAAUCCUUGACCACGUCCGAAUUUGAAGAACCAAGUGAAUUCUCGAGGAAAUAUACCCAGCUUUUAUCGAUACUAAAUUCUCGAGGCGGUGGUGAACCCAUGGUCCAAAAGAAAAAACAAGAAAACGUGUAUUCACCGGUAUCCAGUGGCUAUAUGACUACUAGAUCACAAGCGUCUUCCCUACGGCCGGUUGCCCGAAUGAGACCUUCGACAAAUUCUGUGGAAUGUCGAUAUCAACAACAAAAUAAAUGUAUCUGCCGAAGAUCAGACAAUGUGUUGGUAUCGUUACAAUGCGCGAAAUGUGGUAAAACAGACUUCCUAUCGCCUCAAGGUUUCAUUAAUCAUUGCAGAAUUGCUCAUAUGAUUGAUAUUCUAUCACACGAUCAUGCCGCAAUGACUUGUGGCACCUUGCUACCGAAAUCCGAACAAGAUGAUGAAGGACUAAAAGCAUUAGAAAAUUUGGAAAAACAUGGACUUGAUCCUUCAGUGAAUUUGAAUAAACCAGAUUUGGAGGAUUACGCAAAGACAAAUACCCGUGAUCCUCUUGCUUCAAUCGGAAACAUCGCCAACCCAUCAGCCACCGCGGUCCAAGAAUUACCGCCCCAGAAGAAGAGAAAGUCUAGUUCGGCACUUUCAUUAGCAGAAAUAAAGCCGGCCGUAGAUUCUCCCGCAACUAUGGGAGAAUUUUCUAAGCCGAAAUCAAAGGAGGAGAAAAAAGAGUUUAUCCCAAAGUAUUCUCACUUGAAAAGUCUACUUGGAGACAAAGUAUCAAACUUUGAGUCUCUUGUGUCUUCAACAACUGAAAAGAUAGACAUCGACUUGGGAGAUGAUGAUCUUGAUAUCAAAGCAGACAAUGGGUUAAGCGGGACAAAUAAUGAUCAUAAAUAG
Saccharomycopsis crataegensis is the source of this 1107-nucleotide messenger RNA. RefSeq names its product Ahc1p (gene AHC1). NCBI's taxonomy places the organism in Eukaryota, Fungi, Ascomycota, Saccharomycetes, Ascoideales, Saccharomycopsidaceae. The coding region runs from base 1 to 1107 and encodes 368 amino acids. The record is from RefSeq and is a predicted model, not a curated record. The transcript has a single exon.